Rattus rattus (black rat) is the source of this 7419-nucleotide messenger RNA. It is a transcript of the gene Nbas, whose product is annotated as NBAS subunit of NRZ tethering complex. Gene Ontology annotation, cellular component: Dsl1/NZR complex; endoplasmic reticulum membrane. NCBI's taxonomy places the organism in Eukaryota, Metazoa, Chordata, Mammalia, Rodentia, Muridae. Gene Ontology annotation, biological process: retrograde vesicle-mediated transport, Golgi to endoplasmic reticulum. Gene Ontology annotation, molecular function: SNARE binding. The record is from RefSeq and is a predicted model, not a curated record.
UUUCAGGCCAACAUGGCGGCCCCCGAGUCGGCGCCGACUUUGAGUCCCGGCUCUGCAGACGAGGAGGAGACGAUUCUCUAUGACUUGCUAGUCAACACCGAGUGGCCACCCGAGACAGAAGUGCAGCCCAGAGGCAACCGAAAGCAUGGUGCAUCAUUCAUCAUCACAAAAGCAAUCAAAGAUCAUCUGUUAUUUUUGCGUCAGUACAUCUGGUACAGCCCUGCCCCGUUUUUGCUUCCUGACGGACUGGUUCGCUUGGUCAAUAAACAGAUAAACUGGCAUUUGGUACUCGCAAACAAUGGCAAACUUCUGGCCGCUGUUCAAGAUCAGUGUGUGGAGAUCAGGUCUGCAAAAGAUGAUUUUACAUCAAUUAUUGGGAAAUGUCAAGUUCCAAAAGACCCGAAGCCCCAGUGGAGACGGGUGGCAUGGAGUUACGACUGCACACUGCUGGCCUAUGCUGAGAGCACAGGGACUGUAAGGGUGUUUGAUCUCAUGGGCAGCGAGCUCUUUGUCAUUGCCCCGGCGGCUGUCUUUGCUGGGGACUUAAGCUACGCCAUUGCUGGGUUGGUAUUUUUAGAAUACAAAGCAAGUGCACAGUGGUCUGCAGAGCUCUUGGUCAUCAAUUACCGAGGAGAACUUAGAAGUUACCUUGUCAGUGUUGGGACAAAUCAGAGCUACCAAGAGAGUCACAGUUUCAGCUUUGCUGAUCAUUAUCCGCAUGGAGUAAAUACCGCUAUUUACCACCCCGGUCAUAGGCUUUUACUGGUUGGUGGAUGUGAAACUGCUGAACUGGGCAUUUCUAAAGCUUCUAGCUGUGGCCUUUCUGCAUGGAGAGUCCUCUCAGGCUCACCGUAUUAUAAACAAGUUACUAAUGGUGGAGACCGGGUCACCGAGGUGCCAAAGACACUGGGAUUAUUAAAGCUGUUAAGUGUCAAGUUUUACACUCGGCAGGGACAAGAACAGGAUGGAAUCUUCAAGAUGAGCCUUUCUCCUGACGGGAGCCUCCUUGCGGCAAUUCACUUCUCAGGGAAGCUGAGCAUCUGGGCUAUUCCGUCUCUGAAGCAGCAAGGCGUCUGGCGGCAAGAUGAGCAGCCAGGCUAUGAUGAGCUUAAUCCUGAUUGGACAUUGUCUCCUGAGAAGAGAAAGAAAGUAAAAGAUAAAGAGUCCUUUUAUCCAUUGAUUGAUGUCAAUUGGUGGGCAGAUGGCGCAGUGACCUUGGCUCGAUGCUCUGGUGCAUUAACUGUUUCAUCAUCCAAAAGUUUGAAGAAUUUAUUGGGAAAAUCCUGUGAAUGGUUUGAGCCAUCCCCCCAGGUCACUGCAACCCAUGAUGGGGGAUUCUUAAGUUUGGAGUGUGAAAUUAAACUUGCCCCCAAACGGUCUCGAGUGGAGAUGAGGGCUGGAGAAGAGGAUGAAGGCGACGUGGAUUCUGACUCGGAUCAUGAAACCUCUGCCAAGGCUCGUUAUUUCGGGUACAUCAAGCAAGGCCUCUACUUAGUGACGGAGAUGGAGAGGUUCGCACCUCCUCGGAAACGGCCUCGAACUAUCACGAAGAACUACCGCCUUGUGAGUCUGCGCUCCACAACCCCAGAGGAGCUUUAUCAGAGGAAGAUUGAAAGUGAAGAGUAUGAAGAAGCCUUGUCUUUGGCUCACACGUACGGCCUGGAUACUGACCUCGUCUAUCAGAGGCAGUGGAGGAAGUCAGCUGUCAACAUUGCUUCAAUUCAGAAUUACUUGAGUAAAAUCAAGAAGCGGUCUUGGGUUCUCCAUGAGUGUCUGGAGAGAGUUCCUGAGAAUGUGGACGCUGCCAAGGAACUGCUGCAGUAUGGCUUGAAAGGCACAGACCUGGAGGCUCUGGUCGCCAUAGGAAAGGGCGCGGAUGAUGGCAGAUUUACCUUACCUGGUGACGUAGACCUUGAUGGCAUCACCUAUGAGGAACUUUCCCCACCACACAAAGAGCCUGCCCAGAGCAAACGGCAGAAGGAGCUCAAGAAGAGACAUGAACUGCUCAAAUUAGUGAACUUUUCAAAGUUGACCCUGGAACAAAAGGAGCUGUGCCGUUGUAGACUCAAGUUACUAACCUUCUUAGAUCGGCUUGCAACAUAUGAGGAAAUCCUAGGGGCGCCGCAUGCAUCUGAACAGAGAUAUGAUGCUGAAUUUUUUAAGAAGUUCAGAAGUCAGAAUAUUGUUCUCUCAGCAAGAACGUAUGCUCGGGAGAGUAAUGUACAAGCUCUGGAAAUCCUGCUGACAUACCAUGGCUCUGAUCUGCUACCUCAUCGCCUUGCUAUCCUCUCCAACUUCCCAGAAACCACCUCUCCCCACGAAUACGCUGUUCUGUUGCCGGAGGCUUGCUGGAACAAUGACUCCUUGAUGAUCAUCCCUUGGGCUGAGCAGAAACACCGAGCUGAAGACUGGUGUGAGGAACUGGAGUGCAGAAUGGUGGUGGAGCCGGGCCUGCAGGAUGACAGUGAGUUCCUGUACGCUGCGCAGCCCGAGCUUCUGCAGUACAGGACACCCCAGCUUUCCGUGGAGAAGGCGAUGGCCUGGUAUCGGAGCAGAGCACAGGACAUAGAGCACCACGCUGGGCAGGUGGACUGUGCCUUGUCACUCGUUCGCCUUGGAAUGGAGCGCCAUAUUCCUGGCUUGCUGACUCUCUGUGACGAUUUGGUGACACUGGAAACACUGGUUUAUGAAGCAGGCUGUGACUUCACCCUCACUCUGAAAGACCUGCAACAGAUGAAAGACUUUGAGAAGCUGAGAUUACUGAUGGAGCGUUGUUCUGAGGACAACUACGUGACCAGUGCCUACCAGUGGAUGGUUCCUUUUCUCCACCGCUGUGAGAAACAGUCUGCUGGUGCGGCCAACGAGCUACUAAGAGAAUAUCUAGUAGCUUUAGCUAAGGGAGACUUGAAACUUCCCUUGAAGAUAUUUCAGCAUUCUAAACCAGAUCUGCAGCAAAAAAUUAUUCCCGACGAGGACCAGCUGAUGGCGAUCGCGCUCGAAUGCAUCUAUAACUGCGAGCGGAGUGACCAGCUCUCACUCUGCUAUGACAUCUUAGAAUGCCUCCCACAAAGGGGAUGUGGGCUCAAUACAAAGGUAACCUCAUCUCUUCAUGACAUGGUAGACCAACUGGAGAAAAUUCUCAGUGUGUCUGAGCUUUUGAAAAACCAUGGACUGGAGAAGCCAGUUUCGUUUGUGAAGAAUACCCAGUCCAGCUCCGAAGAGGCUCGCAGCCUGAUGGUUCGACUGACCAGGCACACUGGGCGGAAGCAGCCUUCCGUUGGGGAGUCGCACUGGAGAAUGCUGCUGCAGGACAUGUUGACCAUGCAGCAGCACGUGUACACAUGCCUUGACUCCAGUGUUUGCUAUGAGAUAUUUACAGAAAGCCUUCUUUGCUCCAGUCGCCUGGAAAACAUCCAUCUAGCAGGGCAGAUGAUGCAAUGCAGUGCCUGUUCGGAUAAUCUUCCCGCUGGUGUGGUCCAUAAAGGAAAACCCCAGUACAGGGUCAGCUAUGAGAGAAGUAUUGACUUGGUUUUGGCUGCCAGCAGAGAGUACUUCAACUCUUCCACCAGCCUCACUGACAGCUGCAUGGAUCUGGCCAGGUGCUGCUUACAGCUCAUAACGGACAGGCCGGCCGCCAUUCAGGAGGAAUUAGACCUCAUCCAAGCCCUUGGGUAUCUUGAAGAAUUUGGGGUGAAGAUCCUUCCUUUGCAAGUACGGUUGUGUUCUGACCGAAUCAGCCUCAUCAAGGAGUGUGUUUCCCAGUCCCCCACAUGCUACAAGCAGUCAGCCAAACUUCUAGGCUUUGCUGAGCUGCUGAGAGUUGCAGGUGAAGACCCGGAAGAAAGGCAUGGGCAGGUUCUGAUCCUGUUAGUGGAACAAGCACUCAAUGUCCAUGACUACAAAGCAGCUAGUACGUAUUGUCAGGAGCUGAUGGCCGCAGGAUAUCCAGACAGUUGGGAUGUUUGUAGCCAGCUGGGCCAAUCAGAAGGUUUCCGGGACCUGGCCACUCGUCAGGAGCUCAUGGCUUUUGCUUUGACACAUUGUCCUCCCAGCAGCAUUGAGCUUCUAUUGGCAGCUAGCAGCUCUCUUCAAACAGAGAUUCUUUAUCAAAGAGUAAAUUUUGAGAUCCAUCCUGAAGGAGAAAAUAUUAAUGUCUCACCCUUAACUGGUAAAGUUUUACAAGAGGAUGAUACUUCUUUGGGUAGCAGUUCAGCAGACCUGUUACAGUGGACCACUGCAACCACCAUGAAAGUCUUGUCCAAUACCACAACUACUACCAAGGCUGUCCUGCAAGCUGUCAGUGAUGGGCAGUGGUGGAAGAAGUCCUUAGCAUACCUGCGGCCCCUCCAGGGGCAGGACUUUGGUGGAGCAUAUCGAAUUGGAACUGUAGCCAAUGAUGAUCUAGAAAGACAAGGAUGCCACCCUUUUUAUGAGUCAGUCAUUGCUAAUCCCUUUGUCACUGAGGUCCCUGUGGAAAGUCUUGCUGAAGUGUUGCUGAGAACUGGAAAGCUGGCAGAGGCCAAGGCACAAGUGUUCCCGACCACAGAAGUUCUCUUGCAGCUAGCAAGUGAUGCUUUGCCGAAUGACAUGACAUUGGCUCUUGCUUAUCUCCUUGCCUUACCUCAGGUGCUGGACGCUAACAAGUGCUUCGAGAAGCAGGCUCAUUCGGCACUCUCUCUCCAGCUGGCAGCGUACUACUACAGCCUGCAGAUCUAUGCCCGGUUGGCUCCAUGCUUCAGGGACAAGUGCCAUCCUCUUUACAGGGUUGAUCCCAAGGAAUUAAUCAAGAUGGUGACCAGGCAUGUGGUUCAGCAUGGGCACGAAGCCUGGCCCGAGGACCUCUUGUCACUGACCAGGCAGCUGCACUACUACAAUGAACGCCUUCUGGACUUCACCCAGGCUCAGCUCCUCCAGGGCCUGGGGAAGGGUGUGGACGUGCAGAGGUUUACCGCUGAUGACCAGUACAAAAGAGAAACCAUCCUGGGCCUUGCAGAAACCCUUGAGGAAAAUGUCUACAGCAUUGCUCUUUCCCUGGCACAGCGGUACAGUAUCUCGCAGUGGGAAGUCUUCAUGACCCAUUUGGAGUUCCUGUUCAGUGAUAGUGGUUUGUCCACAGGAGAAAUUGAAAAGCGAGCCCAAGCUCUUCAUCUCUUUGACACUUUGAAGACAGAUCCUGAGUCCUUUCAUAAACACAUGGUCAAGUAUAUCUACCCCACCAUCGAGGGUCUUGAUCAUGAAAGGCUGCUGUAUUAUUUCACUCUCUUGGAAAGCUGUGGUUGUGCGGACUUUGAAACAGCUGCUAUCAAACCAGAAAUCCAUAUCCGCCUCCUGAAGAAAUUUAAAGUUGUUGCAUCAGGCCUUAAUUAUAAGAAGCUGACUGAUAAAAGCGAGGAUGCACUGGAAGCACUGGAGCCUGUGCUCACGAGUCAGAAUAUCUUAUCUAUUUCCAAACUCGCUCCCAGGAUCCCUGAGAAGGAGGGGCAGAUGCUGUCUCCCAGCUCUCUGUACACUGUCUGGUUGCAGAAAUUGUUCUGGAGAGAUCCCCACCUCAUCAAGCAGGCUCCAGAGUCUUCCACAGAGUGGCUUCAUGCCUAUGACGUCUGCCUGAAGUACUUGGACGACUCUGUCCAAGAUGACCUCAUCACUGUUGUGGAUGCAAUUACAUUUUCUCCAAAAAGCUUGGCUAAGCUAUCAGUAGAAGCACGUGAAGAGAUGACCAGAAAGGCCAUUAAGACAGUCAAGCAUUUCAUAGAGAAACCAAGGAAAAGAAAUUCAGAAGAAGACCCCCACGAAGGUGGUGGUUCUCAGGCCACCUAUGCAGAUGCCUUGGCUCAUCUGGAGACGUCACUUGCCCACCUGGAAACCCUCAGCCACAGCUUCAUCCUCAGUCUGAAGAAUAGUGAGCAGGAAGUACUGCAGAAAUACAGUUAUCUCUAUGAUCUGUCCCGGGCAGAAAAAGGGAAGCUUAAUGACCAAGCCGUGGCCAUGUGUUUAGAUGGCCAGCCUCUAAGGAUGAUUCAGCAGCUGCUAGAAGUGGCCAUUGGUCCUGUCAACAUCUCACCCAAGGAUGUAGUGCACACUGCAAUCACUCAAAUAAUUUCUUCAUUGAGUGGCAGCGGUGCUGAUCUUUGUGGGUCACGUGACCCCCUCCAGGUCCUGGAAGGUGUUGUUGGGGCAGUUCGCACCAGUGUAGACAAUGGGGAGGAGCUAGUGUCUGCUGAGGACCUGCUGCAGUGGCUGCGGCCUUUCUGUGCUGAAGACGCUUGUCCCGUGAGGCCUCGAAUCCAGGUGCUCCAGCUCUUGGGGCAGUGCUUCCACCUGAGUGAGGAGGACAGCAAGCUCCUGGUGUUCUUUCGAACAGAAGCCAUUCUCAGAGCAGCAUGGCCUCAGAGACAGGUGGAUGUGGCUGACACUGAGAGUGAAGAAAGCCGGCACUCUCUCUUCAUGGAGCUCCUGGAAUCCAGUCACCAUGAGGUCGAGUUUCAGCACUUGAUUUUACUCCUGCAAGCGUGGCCACCCAUGAAAAGUGAAUGUGUCAUAGCCAACAAUCUGUGGGUGAGACUGGUGACUGUGAUGCUGACCAGAUGUACAACAGAGAACAAGCAGAGACUUGGAGACGAGGUGUUGAAGAUCUGCCGCUCCCUCUACAACACCGGACAGAUGCUGCCUGUGGAGGCUGUGAAGGAGCUGUGCCUGCUGCUGCUGCACCAGUCCCUCCUGCUCCCGUCCCUGAAGCUUCUUCUGGAGAGUGGAGAUGAAACUCUACAGGCCAUGGCCCUGGAGCAAAUCUCAGCUGUCACUAAGGUGAAUGACUCUAAUUGUGACAAGGAGCUGCUUUCCCUGCUCGUGGAUGCCAGGCUGCUGGUGAAAUGUGUCUCCACACCCUUCUACCCACAUAUCAUUGCUCACCUUGUGGCCAACAACCAGCAGGGGCGCUGGAACGCAGAGGAGCUGGCUAGACACCUACAGGAGGCCGGACAUGAAGCUGAAGCUGGCUCACUCCUCCUGGCUGUCCAGGGGACUCAUCGGGUGUUCAGAACUUUCAGCACUGCCCUCAGUGCACUGAGGCAGUGGGUGUGAGCAUAACCACCCAUGACCCUGCUCCUGGCAGGACAGAGCAUCAGACCCCAAAGCCAUGCCCGAAGCAGCAUUUGUAGCAAUUAAUUGUUCUCAGCAUUUCUAAUAAGUCACGAAUAAAGGCAUAUGUAUAUAUAUAAAUGGCAACCAAUGCCCUUCAAGUACUUUCUCAUACUGAUGGGUUAGCAUACUCUGUUAUUACCGUGGAUGCUUUUUUGCCUUUUUAAAUUUUUCUUUUCUGAGUAGAACCCAGUUAAUUGAAUGGGAAACUAUACUUAAGAAAAUUGGGAAUGGUGGUGCACUGUAUGAGAGAGUAUGGUAUAUUAAAUGGCUUGGAUGAAA